AUGAAUGGGGUAAUAUUUCCGGCUGAACUCACUGCUUUGGACAUUGCAAAUAUGAAAUUUGCACCCAUUACCUCGAUGGAAGUCGAGCGCUCCUUCAGUCGGAUGGAUUAUAACUAUUACAUGAAUGCUUUGAAAGUUAUAGCAGUGGCAGAAUCGUUUGGAUAUUUAAAUCCUCCUAGAAGAGAUAGAGAAUUUUGGAUUCAUCCUUUUAAUAAAAGUAGAGAGGAAAAAGCACGCUUCAUUAAUUUUUAUGCAGACAUCAGACAAUACCCACUCAAAUUUUUUGAGUACUAUAGAAUGUCGAUAACUUCAUUCGAUGAACUUUUGGAACAGGUGCGUCCACAUAUUACGAAAAAAGUUACAACAUUCCGAUAUCCAGUUUCAGCGGAGGAAAGACUGACUCUUACAAUAAGGUAA
Macrosiphum euphorbiae (potato aphid) is the source of this 417-nucleotide messenger RNA. Lineage: Eukaryota; Metazoa; Arthropoda; Insecta; Hemiptera; Aphididae. The record is from the annotation of a GenBank genome assembly.